Molecule: messenger RNA, 2273 nt
Organism: Pseudovirgaria hyperparasitica
Lineage: Eukaryota; Fungi; Ascomycota; Dothideomycetes; Acrospermales; Acrospermaceae
Product: alpha/beta-hydrolase
Exons: 2
Coding region: 238-2097 (619 amino acids)
Source: RefSeq, a predicted model, not a curated record
UGCCGAUUUCCCAACGGGUUCAGCACGUUAGCUCAGGGUCCUUCCCUGCCCACAGCUCAAUGCUCCACACCAACAACUUAUGUCUGGACGGAGCAUAGCAAUCUUCCUCUUCUCAAAAGACUCUCACUACUGUCAACGCAGCCAAGCCUCUGCCACUGGGCAGACGAUUCUUGUGUCCUUACGUCCUACAAUCACGACGUAGAAGGCCCGUCGCUUGUGCCUUCGGGCGUCUCCGACAUGCAACCCCUUCCCUUCAUCGGUCGCCUACAUGCCUACGAGUUUGUCACCCUCGUGCUCUCCAUGGUCCUUAUAUUCGUCGAGUCCAUCAUAAGCAUAAUUACCCUUGCACUGCCCACGCCAAUCAUCGGAUUCUUCUAUCGCGGUUCCCGUCGAGCCUUCAAUCACCUCUCAUCUCCCGCAGGCCGACGCAGUCGCAAUAAGAAAAAGAACGUUUCCUCGCCCAUCGCUCAGGCUCAGGACUUUGUGGAGCUAUGUGCAUUGUAUGGAUACUAUGCAGAGGAACAUAUAGUGCAGACUGGGGACGGGUAUUUAUUAGGUCUGCACCGCUUGGGCUGGAGGAAAGGUGAAGAGCAUGUCAGGGUUAAUAGCGGACCGGAUAGUCUGAAGAAGAAGGUCGUCUAUAUGCACCAUGGUCUGCUUAUGAACAGCGAUGUCUGGGUUUGCAUAACUGAGAAAGAGCGUGUACUCCCGUUCUUGUUGGUCGAGCAGGGUUAUGAUGUUUGGCUUGGCAACAAUCGAGGGAACAAGUACUCGAAAAAGAGUAUUAAUUGCUCCCCUGCGGAUGUCAAGUUUUGGAAUUUCAGCAUGGAUCAAUUUGCUUUUCACGACAUUCCUGAUUCGGUCAACUACAUUCUCGAAACAACACACCAAUCGUCUCUCAGCUACAUAGGCUUUUCCCAAGGGACUGCUCAGGCAUUUGCAGCUUUAUCCGUCAGUCCGCCACUCAACGAUAAAAUCGAUGUAUUUAUCGCCCUGGCACCUGCCAUGAGCCCGAAAGGUGUCUUCAGUUCCGUUGUCGACACAUUCGUUAAAGCGUCGCCUAACCUUCUAUUCCUUGCAUUUGGACGAAGAGCUAUAUUGGGCUCCGCUACAAUGUGGCAGGCUAUCUUGUAUCCUCCCAUAUUUGUUCGUCUUAUCGACAUGUCUCUUACUUUCCUUUUCAACUGGCGUGGUCAAAACAUUUCGCCACAUCAGAAGCUUGCUGCAUAUCCACACCUCUACUCCUUUACCUCCACCAAGAGUGUGGUGCAUUGGUUCCAGAUCAUGCGCAAUGCAAAGUUCCAGAUGUACGAUGACGAAGUCCAAGGACCGCUCUCUUUCAGCACGGGCGGCAAAUACUACAAGGUCGCCAAGUUCCCCACCCGCAACAUCAAGACUCCAAUUGUUCUGGUCUACGGAGGGUCUGACUCGCUUGUCGACAUCAAUGUCAUGUUGCAACAGCUUCCGGCGCAUACCACUGCAAAGGAGGUUUCACACUACGAGCAUUUGGACUUCCUCUGGGCAUCAACUGUCGAUAAACUUGUUUUCCCGCAUGUAUUCCAGGCCCUCGACACAUACACCGACCCAGAGAAGCGCCGCACCCACCAACGGUUGCAACCUCCGGCACAACUCAUGAAUAGACCAUCAUUUAGUGCACCAUAUACGACCGAUGAGGACGCGUAUGACUCGCCUACCUCUCCGCUCGCCAGCCGUAAAUUUUCGGAAAACCUGCCUAGCAUUAGCUCCCGAAUCCCAAGCACUCCCACAUCCACAACUGAUCGGGUGAUCGCAUCUGCGAAAGAACCACAGUCGCCGGCUGCGUCGCAUUUGACUGGAAAGACAGCAGGCUGGUGGUCGUCUGAUGAGAUAGGCGGAACAGACGUGGAGCGAGCACGAGAGUCGACACCAAGCCCACGGCCGGGGUCAAGAGGUACACCGGAUCAUCUGAAGGAUAAUUAUGGGCUCAAAGGAAUCAGUUUGGGUGCAAGUCGGCCGGUGGGGGGCGUGAGUAAGGGGGAGGUCGAGAUUGGAGUUGGAGCUGGUAGUGGUGCGGAAGGCAGGAAGAAAAAGAAAGCUAAAAAGAAGGAGGGUGAUUAGGUCUCAUAAUUCUGUACCGAAGCAAACCGACUGAUCUUGUGUGAAUGCUAGAAUAAUAAGAUGUAAGAGUGAAUGGUGGUACUGCGGAGCCAGGCUGACAUUUAUGUCUCUUCGACCGACACAAGAAUCUCCUAAGAGUGUACUAGCGUAGGCAAAAACGCGCAUCUCUAUCUCUC